AUCCCAUCUCCCCUCCAAAUCUCCACCGAAAGAUGGCUUCCACCGAGCUAAAACACCGAAAAACAGACGACUCCUCUUCCCCCACCGUCCCCGCCGCCGACAACGGUGGUGCUAAGAAAGCGAAGAACAAAGCCAUAACCAAACGAGGCCUAAAAUCUCUAGCUCUUGCCAUCACCAUCCCCAUGUCCCUCACUCUCCUCUCCGUCUUCCUCCUCUCUAACCCCAAAAACUACUACCCGGCCUCCGCUGCGAGACCUUUCUGGAUUCCGUCGGCGAAGGUCGUCAAUUGGGGGUCUUUGACUUCUAGCUUAUUGAUGGGCGUCGCGGCCUGGCUGGUCUGGGCGGAGGGAGGAUUCCACGCCAAGCCCAACGCCCUCUACCUUUAUAGUUUGUACUUGGCGUUGUGCGUGGCAUGGUAUGCUCUCGUGUUUGGGGCUGGCGCGCGACGGCUCGGCUCUUUGGCGUGUUUGGGAAAGACGGCAGCGUUGGUUGGGUGCGACCGGUUGUUCCGGGGAGUGAACCCGAUUGCGGCGGACUUGGUUAAGCCUUGUUUGGUUUGGUCUGUUUUUCUUACUGUUGUGAAUCUUACUAUGGUUUCUCUUUGAAGUCUAAUAAAUAUUUGGCAUGUUGUCUUCAUGUGGUUUUGUUUAGGACUUAUGUUGUUUGGUGCUGGUUUGUAUUACAGUUCUUUUUUUCUUUCUAAAUAAAUCAUGUUGUGAUAAAUCAAGGACGUGUCCCAUUAAAUUAUUGAAAUUUUGUGUUUGUUGUUAUUUAGGGUAAGGUUGGGAGUGACAAAAA
This is a messenger RNA of Benincasa hispida (wax gourd), 798 nucleotides long. Its product is annotated as translocator protein homolog. The record is from RefSeq and is a predicted model, not a curated record. Gene Ontology annotation, cellular component: membrane. NCBI's taxonomy places the organism in Eukaryota, Viridiplantae, Streptophyta, Magnoliopsida, Cucurbitales, Cucurbitaceae.